Messenger RNA from Oppiella nova, 653 nucleotides. The record is from the annotation of a GenBank genome assembly. NCBI's taxonomy places the organism in Eukaryota, Metazoa, Arthropoda, Arachnida, Sarcoptiformes, Oppiidae.
CUGUUGCCAAUCCGAUGCCAUCAACACUUCCUGAUGACGUGAAGAGUUUGGGUUUCAAAAUGCUUGAAUGGGAUCUCCAAAACUCUAAUAACUUCAUUAAAGAUGUGUCUUCAUUGGAUCUAUUAGUACUUAAGACAAACAAUUUUGUGGUCAAUAAUUGGAAUAUUAAGGAACAAAUCAAAUCAUUCAAAGAUUGUGUUAAAGAAAAUGGUUUCCUUUUGAUGUCUUACAGACAUGUCUUAACCCCACCAGAGAUCGCAAUUCUGGAACUAUUGAAUCGCGAGGCAAAGCAUGAAAUUCUAAACAAGUCUGAAGUCGAGAAUUACAUAUCAAUGGCCGAGAAAAAUGGCUUUAAAUUGGUGUCACAUAAGACUGAUUCUAUCACUUCCUCUCAACUCUUAUUCCGUAAACUUAGGCAACAAAUGAAAGACAUAGAAGUGAUACACAUAUUGAACGAGAAUUACGAUGAAUGGGUUGAAGCGAUCAAAGAGAAAAUGGCGGAAAACAAAGACGCGGAUACGGCUAAUAACAUAUGGCUUGUGGGCAACGAUACGGCACUCAAUGGUAUUAUUGGUCUCACAAAUUGUCUUCGCCUGGAGUCCGGCGGUCAACACAUUCGCUGUCUCUUUGAUUACGACAACAAAUUGCCAAAA